Messenger RNA from Nerophis lumbriciformis (worm pipefish), 1248 nucleotides. RefSeq names its product C-x(9)-C motif containing 2 (gene cmc2). Gene Ontology annotation, cellular component: mitochondrion. Lineage: Eukaryota; Metazoa; Chordata; Actinopteri; Syngnathiformes; Syngnathidae. The record is from RefSeq and is a predicted model, not a curated record.
UUGGUGGUUCGGGUUUGCUAUUCCAACCGGCUGUCCUUCAGAAAGACACAACGUUCCUCUCUGUCAAGUCUAUCAGCAGUUUGUGUACCGAAGUUAGUAUGUCAUAACUUUCGAACUCCUUUAGCUUACGAAUAUUUAUCGGAGCUCGUUUCGUCAGAGAAGAGGAUAUAGAACGUAGAAAAAAGUAUGUUCUGAGUGAGUGUCCCAAACAACAUCUGCGGCCUAGUAGCUACGAGCUAGAUAGCAAACUUGACAUUUAGUUGACUUAGUUCUGGGAAAAUCGUAUCUGAUGAUCCAACCUGUCCACUGCUGGUAAGUGUCCACAUGAGUCCACAACAUCACAAUGACCUUUCAAGAUGGAGAGGGAGCUGGAGGAUUUAACCUUUCGCCCCACCUGCACACCGAUGUCUGCAAUGUGCUCAUAAACCGCCUGAAGCAGUGCCACACAGAGCACAAUUUCUUGAAGUUCUUCGGAACGUGCAACGACUUCGACCGCGCCAUGCGUCACUGCCUGCACAAUGAGAGGCUGGAAAAGCGCGAGCACAACAAACAGCAUGCACAAGCCAUGAGAAAGAGGCUGAAAGAAGCAUCCAAGGAGCAGCUCUCAUAGACAUUUUAUCGGCAACCUUCAUCCAGGUGCGCUGUUGUGCUCAAAUAUGCAGAUGGAACACAGAACUAAUCACAUUCUAUUAUUUUGGGGAUUUAGCCUUAAAGAAAAUUGGUCACUGUGUUACAGAGGCUAGCCUUAACACAAUAUACAGGAAAUAUAUUAUAAGGGUUUGUUUGCAACCUUUUGCUCUUAUUAUAUUUUUGGUUUGCAAAAUGUAACUUUGAGCAAGUUGCAAACAACCUCUUUAAUUAUUGGUGAUAGUUGAGAGACACACAGCCAAAGCUAAUGUGUGCCACAGAUGAUGGCCUACUCUUACAUUAACUCAACAAUCAUAAGAUUAUAUCUCAUCUGUACACAUUUAAACAUGCAUCAAGACUUUUGUUUUUAGGCUACUAAAUUAAUCUCACAACAUGAGAUGCAAUACAAUAGCUGUAAGCAAAUAUUCUGCCUCUACAAAGUUUGGAUUGAUACAAUAUGUUUAUUAUUGUGGUUGUAGUUUGCAGUGGGAUUAAAACAGUGGAUGUAUUUCAAACAUGGAUUGAAAUCAGGAUUACAAAAAGCAGGGCUCUUUAAUGAGUGGAUGGGGAAUCAUAUUGAUUUGUUUCAUUAUUUUAAAAUAAAGUGUGUUACAUUAACUA